UAAUUUACGAUAUUUGCUGAUACAAGCAACGAUUUUUUUCUUCUGAAUAAAAAGUGAAAAAUUUUCAUCAAAAACGAGAUUGAAUUACAAAAAUGACGACGGAUUGGGAUGAAAUAAAGCGUCUAGCAGCUGAUUUUCAAAAGGUGCAACUUUCAUCGACGCUACAGAGAUUGUCGGAGAGAAAUUGCAUUGAAGUCGUUUCCUUGCUGGUUGAGAAGGGAUUGCUGGAGAUAAUCUACACGAAUGAUGGGAAGGAGUACCUUACGCCCGAUCAUCUUUCAACGGAAAUCCAGGAUGAGCUGUACAUCAAUGGGGGACGUGUGAAUUUGACUGAAGUCUCCAAGACAGUCAACGUGGACUUGACCAAGGUCACAGCUGCAGCUAAUAGGAUUGCCAAUAAGAGUAAGGAUGUUCAUCUGAUUUUGGGUCAGCUGAUCAAUGAAGACUACCUCCAGCGAGUGGCUCUGGAGAUAAAUGAGAAGCUUAUUCAAGCUGGAGAAAUAUCUGCUGCCAAUCUUGCUGAACAAUACGAUUUGCCAGCUGAUUUUAUUCUCCAGAAAAUCAUUGAAAAGAACCUCGGAAAGACGAUUCAUGGCAAGAGAGAUCCAACGGAUUCGAAAGUAUUCUUCACUCAAACUUAUAUCUCUCGUUGCAAGGCCAAGAUUCGCGGAGCUCUUGCCGCAUUGUCACGUCCAACGCCAAUUGCAUCAAUUUUGGGACAGUGCAAGAUUAAAGAUAAGAUCUUCUAUGCGCUAAUUGAUGAGAUUACCUUCGAUGGGAGUGUCACGUCGAAAAUGUCUGGUGCUCAGUAUAUUCCGAAUGUCUACAAGAAGGCCCAGAAUGAGUGGGUGACGUCGCUUUUUAAGCAAAAUGGUUACGUUCAGCAUGACACCCUCUCGCAUUUUGGUAUUUCCGACACAAAAGCCUUCAUUCAGCGUCAGCUGCCCAAUGAGGAGUUGGUUCAUUUGGAGAAGUGCACCGUUGGCAAGAGAUUUGUUGAGCAACUCGAAGCUGCAAUUGAUGAAUGCAUCUCCAGUGCAUCGUAUUUGGAUGUUACGACGAUCCUUCCGUCGGAUCUAAGUCAGGGUGACAUUGAGAAACUCCUCGAGAUGGCUGUAAAACCAACAGUAGCCAGGAGUAUUCUUAUCUUGGAGACCACUAUCCUCACGCAUACUUUCCUCGAUCGUCUUGUUGCGCCGGCAAAGCAAAUUAUGGAGCAGAAUGUAAAGAAAUCCAUUGAGAGCGGCAAAUAUCAACAAUAUUUGGCUGAAAAAUUGUCUUCCGGUCGUCCGGUGGGUGCUCAAGAAGGGACAGGAGACUCCAAGACAGAUCGUCGUGAGGAACGACGGCGAAAGGCAGCCGCGGGAAAAGGUGGUGGAGGCACUCAAGGGCGUGAAACCAAGACAAAAUCCACGAAGAAACACUUCCGCGGGGGUGGAGGUGAAAAGGGUGGUGCUUUCGAUUCGGAUUCCGAUGAUAAUGGAAAAGUAUCAAAGAAGAAGAAUGCAUCAACCAUUGAAUUAAUCACUGUUAAAGAAAUUGUCGGUGUGAUUGAAUCAUCUCUCGAUAGUGAUGAUUUAUGCUAUCUCGCAAAAGACAUUGCCUUGCAUUUUUAUCCACAAUUGAGUAAGGAAGCUCUGCAGACGGCACAACAGGUGUUCGAAGCGAGUUUGCAGAAUUCCACGCAGAAUCGCCGCCAGACGCAUGCUGCCCUGCAGGAGAAGUUGAAUAAUCUCAUAGGGGAUGUGCGUCUGUAUGAGAAAGGGCUGAAGCUCUUUCCCACCGAUGUCCAGCAACAGUUGAUAAAAUAUCUACUAAAGACCCUCGGUACGGACAUUGCGAAUGAACUUUUCUUCUACGUUGCCACGGAAUGCAGCCUCAAUUAUAGCACGUCCACCCUCACGACGGAGCAGAGGAAUAGCAUUAUGCAGGAAUGCAACCAAGAAUACAAAGCUGCAUUAAUGGCGCUCAAUAAGAGCAUUUCAGGGCAAUCUGUUGAUGAUUUUUUGAGUGCAAGUGAGAGUGCACUGCAAGAAUGCAGUAUGAUCCUCAAGAAGAUAGACAAGAAGAAAGAUCGAUCACUAAUUUUGGGACACAAACACGGUCUUCUAGAGCAACUGGCUAAUUGUACGGAUCCCGCUCUUGUUCUUCACUUGGCCUGUCUCGUUAUCUUCACCAUUUCCACACAGUGUAUGCUUCAUGCAUCUGGACGUCAUGUGGCUGCAAUUUUGGCAUUUUUGCAACCGCAAUUGCAACAAGAUCAAUCGCAGCUUCUUACGCAAUACCACGAUCUCGUGCUGAAGGUCUUGACUGUGGCUGAGGACGAUGAGGAGGGAAAGGAAAAGGUGCUAAGUCAACUUGGGGAUUUGAUGCCCAAAGUUAAGGAUGUAGCGUCGUCGUUCAAGAAGUCAGCAACAUCGAUUGAAUAAUACCCGGUAAUAUUACUCCAAGUUCUUCUUAAUCAUUUACCUCCUCUCAUGAUAUUUGAGGCGUUUUAUUACAAAAUUUGAAUCAUA
This is a messenger RNA of Lutzomyia longipalpis, 2516 nucleotides long. RefSeq names its product E3 UFM1-protein ligase 1 homolog (gene Ufl1). Gene Ontology annotation, molecular function: UFM1 ligase activity. The record is from RefSeq and is a predicted model, not a curated record. NCBI's taxonomy places the organism in Eukaryota, Metazoa, Arthropoda, Insecta, Diptera, Psychodidae. Bases 93 to 2429 code for a protein of 778 amino acids. The transcript is spliced from 6 exons. Gene Ontology annotation, cellular component: endoplasmic reticulum membrane. Gene Ontology annotation, biological process: regulation of proteasomal ubiquitin-dependent protein catabolic process; protein K69-linked ufmylation; response to endoplasmic reticulum stress.